Molecule: messenger RNA, 1782 nt
Organism: Boleophthalmus pectinirostris (great blue-spotted mudskipper)
Lineage: Eukaryota; Metazoa; Chordata; Actinopteri; Gobiiformes; Gobiidae
Product: protein AMBP
Exons: 10
Coding region: 62-1105 (347 amino acids)
Cellular component (GO): cell surface; plasma membrane
Molecular function (GO): serine-type endopeptidase inhibitor activity
Source: RefSeq, a predicted model, not a curated record
UCUGGCUCAGGCGAGAGUCCCAUCUGUAUCAGACACCAGGUCCGAGAAAGGAGCAGGCAUCAUGUACAGCAGGAUUCUACUGAGUGGGCUGCUUUUGGGGUUGACAUGGAGACUCCACGCUGUCCCAGUGGCUACAGAAUCACUCUACCCAACACAGGAGAACUUUGAUCUCAGCCGGUUUUUGGGGACCUGGUAUGAUCUGGCUGUGGCCACAAAGUGCACCCACAUGCAGCACCACAGAGGAGACGCUGCUAUUGGCAAACUGGUGCUGCAGAGGGGGACGGGACAAAAGCUCAAGAUGACACGCACCAAGCUCAAGCAAACCACUUGUGUGGAGAUAACUGGAGAAUAUGAGAUGACUUCAACAGCAGGCAGAUUUCUCUACCAUGUUGCAAAAUGGAACGCAGAUGUAGAUGCAUAUGUUGUCCACACAAACUACAAUGAGUACGCUAUUUUAAUCAUGAACAAGAAGAAACCAACAGGAAGUAGUGUUUCGGUUAAACUUUACAGUCGUUCUAAAGACAUUAGACCUACUAUUGUAGAAGACUUCAAGACGCUGGCCAGAGAACAGGGAAUAAGCGAUGAGUUUAUCAUUAUGAAACAGAACAAAGGGGACUGUGUUCCUGGGGAGCAGGUGAUAGCACCAUCCACUCAGCCAGAGCCUCCGAGAGUGCGGAGAGCUGUGUUUCCCGAAGUAGAAGGUUCUGGUGAUGAUACUGCUCUCUUCAAUGACACUGAGGCCUGUAAGGCAGCUCCAGACACUGGGCCCUGUUUUGGAAUAAAACCACGGUUCUACUACAACGCCACGUCAAUGACCUGUCAGACCUUCACGUACGGAGGCUGUAUGGGCAAUCAAAACAACUUUGAGAACGAGAGAGACUGCCUGCAGAGGUGUCGCACUGAGGCUGUGUGCCGUCUGCCCCUGGUGGCUGAGCCCUGCACUGCACAUUCAUCCACCUGGGCCUUUGACUCCAGUGUUGGGUUGUGUGUCCCAUACAAAACAGGUUUCUGUCAAACCAAUGGUAACAAGUUCUACAGUAAAGCCGAGUGCGAGGAGUACUGCGGGGUGGUGAGAGAUGAUGGAGACCUUCUGAAAGCUAACUGAAAAGAGAAGCUAAGGUGGGCUUCAAACUGACUUGUGUUACACAGGAAAGAAUAUACAACACUUACACAAUAGGCAGCCAGCAUGGAUAUAUUGUGGAAAACAAGUAAUAAAUCAAACUGUAAUUCUUGGAGUGAACAAGUCCUCAUUUUCAGUUUGUCAAGACUAAAGAGGCUAGACAGUGUUGAAGUUCACUGUAUUUUUAAACAUAAUCUUGACAGUAGUAAUCCUGAACAAGAAAGCCAUAAGAACAGUGGCUGGAGGCUGGGACUUCAGAUGAUACACUGCAGGUGGAAGAAAUUUGCAUGAGUAUUUGUUACACAAAUGAUCGCUUCAUGCCAGUCCUCCGGCACAGCCUGGAUUCAAAUAUGGGUCUCGGGGAAAAAAACAAUUGCCCAUCAAAUAUGACUGAAAAGUGAAUUAAUAAGAGUAUUUUGUACAGUAAGAGAGUCAUUUGUUGAUCAUCUACCAAUGGACAGGCCAUUGGCAAAUAGUAGGCCUACAGUCAGUAAAUGGUAUCUUUAUGCCCAGGGACUAUUUGCUUGUUUAAUUGUUGAAUUAUUUAUCUAUUUGGUUAUAACAACAUCAUCAAAUCCUUGCCAUUUGUUGUAACACACAAACCCUACAUAUGUAGUCUUUUCUCAAACAGAAAAGACUCUCUCCCACCUUGUGAUGUCAUG